AUGGGUUCAAGCCAGAAUACGCAACGUCAAGCCACAGCCGAAACUUUGGCAAUCCGUUUAACAAAACCCUCCCUCUGCUGUCAAAAGACGCUGGUAGCCGCAUUCUGCCUACUCUGGCCAACCAGACGAGUGAAUACCGUGCCGCCAGAACAGAUGUCGCCCGACCGUGAGAACACCUCUCCCCCAUCUCUCCUGCUCGCUGAACCCAACAUCCUCAACUGGCCGGCCCCCGCACGCAUGAGACUAGAGGACAAUACGAUGGCUAAAUACCCCACCCCCCCAUCCUACCCCGAGAACCAUUUAAGCACUACACAUAACUGA
Molecule: messenger RNA, 321 nt
Organism: Dibothriocephalus latus
Lineage: Eukaryota; Metazoa; Platyhelminthes; Cestoda; Diphyllobothriidea; Diphyllobothriidae
Source: the annotation of a GenBank genome assembly